CUUGGGGAGGCUCCAUGACCAACAACCCCCUAACCAUUGUUUGGGUGAAUGGCGGUGAUGUGGUUGUUUCUUCUCGGAUGGCAUUCGGCUAUUCCACUCCUCCGCCAUAUGCCGACGCCGUGUAUACCGUUCUCCCCGGCACCAUCGUCAACACUACCCACUACUCGGUGACAGCUCUUUGCAAAGGCUGCACAUACUGGGCUCCAAACGGCAACAGCCCGAAAUCACUAGAUCCUAGCGGAGAGAACAACUUGGCAUUCGCCCACUCCGGUGUGCCCGUUCAUGAGCCCGCCAACAACCAAACGUCCUUGAGCAGGCACGAGCGUGUGGGAAACUGGAUGCACAGCUUCAAGUCUGCACAAGCAGCCGAGUUCGAAUCGUGGGCUGGGAGCGAUAGCGGCAGUGAGCCUCCUGUCAGCACGGCAACCCAAACGACGCUAUCAACGGUCUUCUCGACAUUGACGCUCCGCACCACCACCACCGGUAUAGUGUCCUCACCAGUCGUCAACAGCACUGCCACUUUCUCGGCUUCAAGUCCCAGUACAAUUUCGUCCCCUGUUGCAUCCAGCACCCCCCCGCUUCCCGUUCCGAGUUCGUGCUCGGGCGUAAACCCUUUCAGAUCCGGAUAUGAGACGGCCAGUGGCUGGAGAGCAGUGAAGCUUGCCGGGUCACUUACAUCCCCUCGAGGAGUAGCAGUCGAUUCGGAAGGGAACCUGCUGGUUGUGCAAUCAGGGAAAGGCGUCACGGUUCACACGUUUGGGUCCGACGGCUGCAUCUCCGCUACGAAAACUCUCAUCAGCAACCCGUCGCUCAAUCAUGGCAUUGGCUUCACACCAGAUGGGAAAACGCUGUAUGUAAGCUCCAUGACUACCGCAUGGUCGUACGCCUACGAUGCAAAGGCGCAGGCUGUGAGCGAGCAGACUGUGGUCGUCAAGAGCAUGCACCAAGAAGGGCACUCAACGCGCGCGCUGCUCGUCCCACCUGCGACGCCGCACCUUCUCGUCAUCCAACAGGGGUCUGAUGGGAACUUUGACUAUGAUUCGCUCAAUAAGGCAGUAGCACGUGCUGUGGUCAAGGUAUUUGACAUGCGAAGCGUCCCAGCGGGAGGGUACGCCUACGCUUCUCAGGGGUGGCUUCUGGGAUACGGCCUACGUAACGAAGUUGCUCUUGCGACUGACGGAAACAAUGCGGUCUGGGGUGUAGAAAAUAGCGGUGACGAUUUCGCCCGCACAGUCAACGGCCAGAGCUACGAUAUCCACACUGAUAACCCAGCAGAGGAGCUCAACUUCCUCGGAAACCCUUCUGAGCCAAACGAACAGUGGUACGGAUACCCGACUUGCUUUUCUGUCUGGGAACCUUCCGUCAUCACCGACAAGAGCUUCGCGGUCGGUCACCAGUUUGUUGUCGCCCCCAAUGACACUUUUAACGACGAUACCUGCAUUCAGCGCUCUAUUGCCCCGAGACUCUCGUUCCAGGCGCACAGCGCCCCUAUCGGCGCCGCCUUCGACGGUUCUUUCCAGAACUUGUACGUGACACUUCACGGGUCCUGGAACAGGUCGCCCGCGACAGGCUUCAAAGUCUCGGCUGUCCCCUUUACGAAGCUCUCGAACGGAAACUAUGAUCCGGUUGCGGCGGCGGACUCCAAGACUGGCUACACAGACAUCCUUUGGAGCACCAACGUCGACACCUGUACGAGCUCGACUUGCUUUAGGCCGUCUGGCAUCACAUGGGACCGCUCCUUCUCAAGGUUAUUCGUUGCCAGCGACAACGAUGUUGAGGGAGAACUAUUUAUUCUUACAAAGUCUUGAUAUUGGAGUAUACCACGUAGUACAGGGGAAGACAGUUGCAGUUUUACCAUCACUCUGAUGCUGUGUCCGUAUCUUGGCGGCUAUUAUUCGAUGUUAUCAAGACGGCACCGAGUUCUAGCCCUAGUUACCUGGGCGAUUCCAGAGACUGUCACAACUAGGUCAAGUCAGAAAAACAUCGAAUGUGAUGAACCAUAGUGUCUAAUCAUUUGUGAGUAAAGUAGUUGUCCUAUUAAGAAUCCA
Molecule: messenger RNA, 2048 nt
Organism: Colletotrichum navitas
Lineage: Eukaryota; Fungi; Ascomycota; Sordariomycetes; Glomerellales; Glomerellaceae
Exons: 4
Coding region: 15-1808 (597 amino acids)
Source: RefSeq, a predicted model, not a curated record